Galeopterus variegatus (Sunda flying lemur) is the source of this 1829-nucleotide messenger RNA. RefSeq names its product relaxin/insulin-like family peptide receptor 3 (gene RXFP3). Bases 347 to 1753 code for a protein of 468 amino acids. The record is from RefSeq and is a predicted model, not a curated record. Lineage: Eukaryota; Metazoa; Chordata; Mammalia; Dermoptera; Cynocephalidae. Gene Ontology annotation, molecular function: G protein-coupled receptor activity. Gene Ontology annotation, biological process: G protein-coupled receptor signaling pathway; immune response. The transcript has a single exon. Gene Ontology annotation, cellular component: membrane.
AUGCGCCAGUGCCCAAGUGACAGCGGGAACGGAGUGGGGAAGUCCGAGUCGUACGGUAGGGACCCAGAGACUCCGAACUCGGCCCGAGAUCCCUUGAACGCCGACCGCCUUAGAGGCUGCGCUCCUCUGCUAAGUCCCCUCCAGAGCAGAGGCUGAGCUCAACUCCUGCGCCCAGGGCGGUGCUCGCGCGCGGGACGCACUUAGUACCCAUUUCCGAGGCACUGUCUUCAGCGGUACUUUGAAAGCUCCCGCGCACGCCCAGCGCGCUCGCCUGGGGACGACACCGGGGACGAACCGUGCUCCUUCAGGUCUUGUCUUCCGGAGCAUGACCUAGAGGCACCUGUACAUGCGGGUGGCUGCUGCAGCCACAAUAGCCAUCAUGAAUAAUGCGGCUGGCAGUGACGAGCUCGCAGAACUCUUCAGUCUGAUCCCGGGCCUUCUGGAGGCGGCCAACAAGAGUGGCAACGUGUCUCUGCAGCUCCAGGACUUGUGGUGGGAGCUGGGGCUGGAGUUGCCGGACGGCGCGGCGCCCGGGCACCCUCCGGGCAGCGGCGGUGCAGAGAGCUCCGACACCGAAGCCCGGGUGCGGAUCCUCAUCAGCGUGGUGUACUGGGUGGUUUGCGCGCUGGGGCUGACCGGCAACCUGCUGGUGCUCUACCUGAUGAAGAGCAAGCAGGGCUGGCGCAAGUCCUCCAUCAACCUCUUCGUCACCAACCUGGCGCUGACGGACUUCCAGUUCGUGCUCACCUUGCCGUUCUGGGCGGUGGAGAACGCGCUCGACUUCAAGUGGCCCUUCGGUAAGGCCAUGUGUAAGAUUGUGUCCGUCGUGACGUCCAUGAACAUGUACGCCAGCGUCUUCUUCCUCACCUCCAUGAGUGUGGCACGCUACCAUUCGGUGGCCUCUGCUCUUAAAAGCCACCGGACCCGAGGGCACGGCCGGGGCGAUUGCUGCGGCCAGAGCCUGGGGGACAGCUGUUGCUUCUCGGCCAGGGCACUGUGCUUAUUGAUCUGGAUUUCGGCAGCGCUGGCCUCGCUGCCCAAUGCCAUUUUCUCCACCACGAUCAAGGUGAUGGGCGAGGAGCUGUGCCUGGUGCGCUUCCCGGACAAGUUGCUGGGCGGCGACAGGCAGUUCUGGCUGGGCCUCUAUCACUCCCAGAAGGUGCUGCUAGGCUUCGUGCUGCCUCUGGGCAUCAUUAGCCUGUGCUACCUGCUGCUGGUGCGCUUCAUCUCCGACCGCCGCGUGGGGGGGACCGAAGGAGUGGCAGCGGCCGGGGGAGGCCUGACCGGAGCCAGCGCCCGGAGACGAUCCAAGGUCACCAAGUCAGUGACCAUCGUGGUCCUAUCCUUCUUCCUGUGUUGGCUGCCCAACCAGGCGCUCACCACCUGGAGCAUCCUCAUCAAGUUUAACGCGGUGCCCUUCAGCCAGGAGUAUUUUCUGUGCCAGCUGUACGCGUUCCCCUUGAGCGUGUGCCUGGCGCACUCCAACAGCUGCCUCAACCCGGUCCUCUACUGCCUCGUGCGCCGCGAGUUUCGCAAGGCGCUCAAGAGCCUGCUGUGGCGCAUCGCGUCGCCUUCGCUUACCAGCAUGCGCCCUUUCACCGCCACCACCAAGCCGGAGCCCGAGGACCCGGGGGUGAGGGCGCUGGCGCCGUUCCACGCGGCCGCGGAGCCCGACCUGCUGUACUACCCGCCCGGCGUGGUGGUCUACAGUGGGGGGCGCUACGACCCACUGCCCAGCAGCUCCGCCUACUGACGCGGGCGGAGGCCCCGGGCGCGCCGUCGCGGCAAGGUGGUGGUCCCGGGGGUGGGAAGAGAGCCGAUGGGGGAGG